CUGAGCGUGCGAGAGAGAAAGACAUCACGCUGCUGCUCCACUUGCACCUCUCUUUCUCUCCACCACCCCUCUCUCACACAUUUCCUUGCUCUCCUCUUUUAAACUGCUGUCAGUUGUCAGAUGUUGACAGGAUGGUGCUGGUGCAGCAGACGUUUCGAAUGGAGCUCUUCUCUUCCAGAAACUGAGGGAAUUCACAGUAAUUAACUUGAAAAACAACAACAACAACAACAAUAAAACUCCACACUUUCCCUCAUCCCGCUCUUCUCUGGUUCUGUGCUUUUGGCCUGCUUUGGCCCAGCCAAAAGAUGAAGCACGCACGCUGUUUGGUGGCUCUGUUACCUUUUCUGUUGGGACUCCUUCUGACUUUUGCGGACGCCAAAGGAACUUUUUAUGGAAACCCCUACAGAUACAAUCUGUACAAGGCUGGAGCAAACCCGCACUACAACCCUGGAAAGCCCAUGAGUCGCCACAAAAACUACUGUGCCUACAUUGUCCAGAAGAACAUCACCUGUACCAUGCAAGACGGAGUGGCCACUUAUGUCAAAGCAGAUUACACCACCAAGUGCAUCUGGGGACAGAAAUGCCCUGUGUUAAUGUAUCGGACAUUCUUCAAGCCUAAGUACAAGAUUGGCUACAAAACAGUGACAGAGCUGGAAUGGCGCUGCUGCCCAGGCCACUCUGGAGAGAACUGCCUUGAUGGGUCUGCGUCUGGCUCAGAUGGCAUGACUCCUCCAUUUAAGGGCUCUGUUCAAGGACCCAGGCCUCCAUUCAAGGGCUUUCCCCAUGGUCAGCCCAGAAUCCCUCCAGACCACACACUCAUCCCUGGGUCAGGGCUGGAGCCUGGCAAACCCUUCCCUUUCCCCCACAACAGACCCAUCCCAACUGGAAAUCUGCCUUCUGGAGGCCCAAAAACAAGUUAUGGCUCAAAGGCUGGCAUCUCUGGCGAGCGUCUGGACCGUAUGGAAGAGGACCUAAGGAGACUGUCUCAGGGUCUGGAUACCCUGAACGGUUUGGUAGCCGGCUUAGAGGACCGUCUUCGUGUCUCUCUCCGUGAGGACACUACCAAGAUGCUGACAACCCUGCUGGGUGCCCCCCGCCGACCUGACUCUUCUGUGGGAUUCGGUGUUAUACCUGAAGGCACACCCGAUGUCCUGGGCAGCAGUGAGGGUUUUCCUGUGCUUGGUGAGCUGGUGGGCAGAGUCACAGAAGUCAAGGACGAGCUACAUGCCAAGAGUAACAUUUUGGACGAAAUUCAUGGCAUGGUGUUGGACCAUGACGGACAGCUGAAGAAACUGAUGGAGGCAGCCGUGGGGAGGCCUGUUACUACUGGGGGAAGCCAGACACUGCUGGAGGAACUUCUGGAUGCCAGGCUGGCUGGUGUGAGGGCUGAGAUCCUGGAUGGCUUUGAGAGAAAGCUAUCCAGUCUGGAGAACCACUGCGAUGAGCAAAUUGGACAGGUACAACAGCAGUGCCAUAAAGAGCACCUGAAUGGGCAGGAACAGCUACAGCAGUCAUUGGACGGCCGUGAAACAGGCCUAAGGAAGGAGCUGAGUAAGCUCCAGACUCAGAUCCAGGGCCUUACUGUGACCGAGAGCUGCUGUGGCCAGGUCAACAGCCUGUCCCACCGCGUGCAGCUGCUGGAGGAGACGAUCAAAGACUUGACAGAGUCUCAGAGGCAGUUGCAGGUAGAACUGAGCGAGCAGACACAUCACUUGGAGACUCUGCUGGAUGUCCGUCUGAUGGACAUGGAAGGUCGGCUUAAUGCCAGCGAGCGGGGCCAGGGAGAGCUUGGUGUACUUGGGACAGCGGUAGGAUCCCUUGAUGGGUUUAAGACCCUUCUGGAUGAUAAGCUGAAGAGCUUGGAAGAACGACUGUUUGUGGCAGUGGAAGAGCUGAGCAAUGCCACAGCUCCAGCUCUACUGGAAGGUCAGGUGGUUCCAGCACUGGAGACGGAAAUUGACAACAUCCGGAGGCAGGUGGAAGCUGGCCUGGAUGGUUUGCAGAAGCAGCUGACAGACCUUGAGCUUCUCUGCACAUCUGCUUGCUCUCCUGCGCCCAGCCCUGAAGUUGCCCUCAUUCAGACAGAAGUGAACGAGUGCAAAGAAGUAGAGAAGAAGGUGUCCAACCGGUUAGAUGUUCACUCAGACAUGUUAGCCCGCCUCAAUGGGACACUACAAGGUCUUCUGACUCAGCUCGCCCAGGAAGACCAGGAAGGUUCCCUACAUGGUGAGAUCACACUUCUCAAGAUCAAUGUAAACUCUGUAAAUCGCACGUUGAAGGGACUUCGUGAUUCUGUUCAGUUUUUUGCUCGGGAGGUGGGUCAGGCCAACUCCACCUGGCAGGAAAGUGAGCAGCGGCUGAGCACACAGGUGCAAGGAAUAAGAGACCUAGUGGGCCAUCAGACGGACCUGUUGGGGGCCGGAGAGCGCCGGUUGAUUCAGCUGAAGGGUGAGCUCCAGAGUCUGAGGAGGAGGCUGACCGGAGAGUUGCAGGGAUGCCGCAGCACAGCACUGGGCGUCCACCGAGAGAUUAUGGGCGUCCAGAGCCGCGUCAGCCAGGUAGAGGGCGAGUGCGGAACCCUGGGUGAGCUGGCUGAUGAACUGGAGAGGAUCCGAGGUGAGCUGGAGAGCCAUUCAGACACCUACCUUGCACAGGUCAACAACACCCUAGCCAGCCAUGGCCAACAGCUGGCCCAGCUCAAGGAUGGACUCCAAGAGUGUGCAAACAAGGCAGACCCCGAUACCCAUCGGGGUGACCAGUAGCCGUCUGGUUACAGAGACGCUUCAAGGCCCAAGGUUGUACAAAUUGGAAAUAAUUCUUUCCUGGUUUGAUUGUCCUUUCUUUUUCAACAGGGCAUUGUCUUCUUCUUCUUCUUUAUAUUCGUUUAUUUUUUUUACAUUUUAUAUUGAUUCUAACUGAUAUUGUUAACUUAUAUGAAGAAAAGCUUGACUGUAUCGAUAUAUACUGUACGGUUUAGACCAGUAUUUCCCAGUCUCUGUCCUUGAGCACUUGGGGUGCAAAAAUUCAUUGAUUUUGGAACAUAAGAAUCGUUUCAGAUUUAUUCAUGAAAGUAACCCAUCAAUUUCUGAUGAAAAUGUAAAACAAUGUCUAUUUUUAAACAUAAUAGUUCAAAAAAGCUGAAUCUAAUGUCAUCAUUAUCUAUAUACCACUGCAGUGUAAAUAUUUCCUCCAGUGACAUUUCAUGAGAUUUCAUGAUGCAGAGAAUAGAUUCCUAAACAAUCGUUGUCAGUCGCAAAUACUAGGGUGUUAUAUGAUUAAUAGGAUGCCCCACAGGGAAAUUAAUCACUUCAGUGCCAGUGUAAUUAGCUGGUUUACUAUUUUUAUGAACAAUCAAGUUUCUGACCCCGAGUCAUGCCACUCCACCCACUGACGUUAACCUAAAUGUUUACGUUAGACUGCCUAUUUAGAUCUCAGUAAUUAGUUGCUAUAUUUAGCUGUCUGACACGCUGCUGGCCAAAUGAGAAGGUUACAUGGAUUCCCAAGAACCUGUACAGUUUUGUAUAAAAUAGACAUUUUAGUAUUUUAUUUGUUCAUUUAAGAUUUUAAAGUUAUAAGUAUUGAAGAUAUCAUGUUGAGGGAUCCAUCUGAAAGCGGUUACUAUUGAUAAGCUGCGUAAUGAAUAACAGGUUGUAGAUACACAUACGUCAGUCCCAUUUGUUUGUUGUUGGUUUAAGCUAUCCACUGAGGUAUGUUAGUAUCCACUGUGAUUGCCCCCGCUGCCCACCCAGUCAUUAUGCUGCUUAAUGCAUUCAAAUUCAAACCCUCCUGAUUUCCAGCAGUAACACACCUGAUUGAUGACCAGCAAAUACCUUCAUGACCCGAAUCAAGCAUGUUAAAUCUGAGAAAAUGUGAGGUGUCAGUGCCAGGGUACUCCAGGGCCGAGACUGAGAAACACUGGAUCAAGUGAUUUGUGAAAUCACGCAUAACACAUCAAAACAAACGAUGUCUGAUCUAUAAGCUGCUACGGACCUCUAAUGGCAAAAGCCCUCCACUCCUGAACCAUCUCUUUCUCUUUUUCAUCUCUAUUUUAAAUUACUGUGUGUCAACAUAAAUGGUGCUAAACAUAUUUUGUAAACGUUUUGUGGUGCGCGAAUGUGAGAAAUGUGUCUCAUUACAUUGUGAUUGUAUUUUUUUCUAAGAGAUUAUAAUAUUUCAUGA
Pygocentrus nattereri (red-bellied piranha) is the source of this 4179-nucleotide messenger RNA. RefSeq names its product EMILIN-3 (gene emilin3b). The coding region runs from base 306 to 2762 and encodes 818 amino acids. Gene Ontology annotation, molecular function: protein binding. The transcript has 6 exons. The record is from RefSeq and is a predicted model, not a curated record. Lineage: Eukaryota; Metazoa; Chordata; Actinopteri; Characiformes; Serrasalmidae. Gene Ontology annotation, cellular component: extracellular matrix.